Molecule: messenger RNA, 1494 nt
Organism: Lasiodiplodia theobromae
Lineage: Eukaryota; Fungi; Ascomycota; Dothideomycetes; Botryosphaeriales; Botryosphaeriaceae
Product: C4-dicarboxylate transporter malic acid transport protein
Exons: 4
Coding region: 1-1494 (497 amino acids)
Biological process (GO): transmembrane transport; sulfite transmembrane transport
Cellular component (GO): plasma membrane
Molecular function (GO): sulfite transmembrane transporter activity
Source: RefSeq, a predicted model, not a curated record
AUGGGAGCGCAAGAACAGGACCCGGAGACGAGCUCGCGGACGUCGAGCCGGCGCCGCAUCCCGCAGAUCAAGGACUACAAGCUCCGCGAACAACAACAGGAGAAACAAGACCAGGAAAUUCAACUGCAAAAAUCGCGUUCGCAGCGUCAGAACGAUGAUCAACCACAAUAUGGCGACAACAACCCAGCAUGUGUUCCACCGGCAUCGAUGAGCAUGCGUCCACCUCCCAGGCCCGUUCGGACCAUCUCCGUCUCGACUCCGAGUGGAGAAUCGAAAAAUGUCAAGGAAAAUGAGGGCAACGAUGACAGAUUCUCCCGUCGGGACAAGUACAAUGUCGGAUGGCGACGAGUAGUGCGCAACUUUAGCCCUUCCUGGUUCUCCGUAACCAUGGGCACAGGCAUCGUCGCCAACCUCCUGGAAGGCAUGCCAUACAACGGCGUCUGGCUCUACUGGCUCUCGAUCGUCUUCUUCGUUCUCAACACCAUCCUCUUCACGCUCGCCUUCGCCACCUCCAUUGUGCGGUACACGCUGUACCCGGAGAUCUGGGGCGUCAUGAUCCGCGACCCGAUCAACUCACUCUUCCUCGGCACCAUCCCCAUGGGCUUCGCCACGCUGAUCGAGAUGUGGGUGCUCGUCUGCGUGCCGGCCUGGGGCCCGUGGGCGGCGACGUUCGCCUGGGUGCUCUGGAUGAUCGACACCGUCGUCGCGGCGGCCGUGACGCUGUCGUUGUCCGUGCUGCUGAUGAUGCAAACCCACGAACUCAAAUCCCUCGAGCGCUUCACAGCCGCACAGCUUCUCCCCAUCGCGGCCACCAUCGUCGCGGCGGGGACGGGCGCGCGCGUGGCGGAGAUCCUGCCGGACCCGCAGUGGGCGCUCGGCACCAUCAUGACCAGCUACGUGCUGUGGGCCAUGGGCACGCCGCUGGCCUUCGUCGUCAUCGCCAUGUACUACCAGCGGCUGGCGGUGCACAAGAUGCCGCCGCGCGAGGUCAUCGUGAGCUGUUUCCUGCCGCUGGGGCCGUUGGGGUUCGGCGGGUUUGGCAUAAUGUACCUCGGCAAAGUCUCCCGCGACAUCUUCCCACUCACUGACACACUCGACCCGACAGCCGGCUCCGUCUUCUACGUGCUCGGCUUCCUCAUCGCGCUGAUCAUGUGGGGCUUUGGGUUGGUGUGGUUCUUCAUCGCGCUGGUCUCCAUCUGGGAGGCGCGGCCGUUCCCGUUCAACAUGGGCUGGUGGGGUUUCACCUUCCCGCUCGGCGUCUUCGCCACGUCGACCAUCCAGAUCGGCGUCGAGAUGCCGUCGCGCUUCUUCAAGGUACUGGGCCAGGUCUUCAGCGUCGCCGUGAUAUUGCUAUGGUGCCUGGUCGCGGCGCGCACGGCAAAGGGCGCGUGGACGGGGAAGCUGUUUUUCGCGCCAUGCUUGGCGAAUCUGAAAAAGGAUGGGGAGGAUGGGGGGAAUGCUGGUGGUGGCCGGGAGGAGGAGGAGAGGGCGUGA